CAACAAUAAAACCCCGCACCUCAUGAUCCAAUUUGAUGCGUUCCCCAUCUCACCAUGGUCGUCACUCGGCGUCCGCGAAAGCUUGCAGCCGUGAACGCUUCCGCUCCCGCCGCGGAUGCACCUCCGAAGACUAACAGCAAGCCCGACCGCAAGAAAACAUCUGCGACGCGCAGGGGCAAAGCAGCGGCUGUGGGAGUGAGCACGGCGAAGGCUCCCAAGGCCAAGUCCGCAGUGGCCAAAGCUGCCGCGAAGCUCCCUCCUGUCAAGAAGACCGCGGCCAAGUCCGCAUCUACCAAGGCCGCGCCAAUCAAGAAGACCCGGAAGACCGCGAAGACCGCGAAGACCGCGAAGACCGCAAAGGUCAAGCCGACAACUGCUACGCAGAUCAACUACACUGCCUUCCCGCACAUUUUUGAUCGCAUCGUGUUUUAUGCGCCACACGGCGGCCUUCUCGCGUUGCGCGCGGCCUCCCGGGACCUGCAAGAGCGAUGCGACGCGUUAUUGGCGCGCCACAUCGUGCUCGGCCGUGGACUCCGACCGCCGAGAGGCCAGAAGUGGGCCGCGGGGGCGCCGCACCUCCCGCUCGGCCCCACAGUACAGUUGCCGGGUAAGGACCGGGUGCACGUCGCGUCGGCGCACGGCGCCCUCCCCGGCUGGGUAUGCGACCUGAACCACGACGACACCUGGCAUGGAAUCGGCAGCGACAGCUGCGGUGCGCAGUGCACCGCGCUGCGUGCGCGGUGGCUUGCAUACUUUGCGCACACGCGCGUGCUCGACAUCCACUUGUGGAAUUGCUCGGCGCACCUGAUGCACCACACGAACUUGUUCCCGGCCGCGACCGUCCGCGUCUUUCUGUACCAGAAGGAGCAGCUGUGGCUACCGUGCGAAGACGUAGUCGUGUUCACGAGUUUCCAACAGACCGGCGGCGCCAGCAACUACGGCCGCCGCGGCCGCUACGACUGGUGGAUUCCGGACAUGAACUUCUUGCAUGAUCCGCAUGUGCGGCGCGCCGUGUUCCAUGCGCGCUUGGACUGCGCACGCCCCGACCUCCCCGAGUGUAGAGUCGAGCUGUCGGGCCUGGAUCGCAGGAUGCGGGGGGGCACCGGUGUCAUCAUCCUCGAGCCCACGCCGGGGACACUCGUCGCGCCCAACAAAGCGUGGAGGAAGGAUAGGGUGGGCAGGGUCGGCCUGCUUCGGGACGUGGCGGACAUGAUCAGCACGAAUCGUACUACAUCGUGGACAGUUGUCGGGGCAUCUGAGAUCCCCCACCAGAUCUGCGGGCUCUCGCAUGACGAGGGCCGCACGCACGAUGAGUUUGCCGCGGCCGUGACGCACAACAUCAUCAAGUGGAUACGCCGCCGAUGCUCUGAGUGGCUUCGGCCUGAAGCGGUGGAGGAACGCGUGGCGGCCAUUGGGGGUCAUCAGCUGCGCUUCCUCACGAACGCUGAAUACCGCGCCCAAGUCGGCGAGGCGCGGUGGGCCCUCGACACGGUACGCACUGUGAAGCAGGAGAAAGUACGAGGGUGGCGGGGGACUAUCGCAUUGUAGUAUGUACAAUCUGAUUGUGAUGAUGGAUGGCCCUAAACGC
Molecule: messenger RNA, 1588 nt
Organism: Cutaneotrichosporon oleaginosum
Lineage: Eukaryota; Fungi; Basidiomycota; Tremellomycetes; Trichosporonales; Trichosporonaceae
Source: RefSeq, a predicted model, not a curated record